AUGAUAACAUUAACAGAUUUCCGCAACAUUGAAGACGAUGGCGAAUAUUCGCCUAACCUCACCACUACAAAACCACCUCGCUUCUCAGUUUUGAGUGAGUCUCAUAUAAAGCUUCUUCAAGAUGCUGACAUCAAUGAAACCACAUCGAUUCUCUCCAUAUCAAGAUCUGUUGCAUGCCUUCUACUCUCUUACUACAAUUGGAACUUCGUUGAUGCUUGUGAGUCAUGGUUCAAUGACAAACAAAAAGUUCUCAAAACCAUAGGUUUAUCAAAGGAACCUCAAAUAGUAGAAUUAGGGUUUCCAAACUCAGAAUGCAAUAUCUGUUUUGAAACCUUUUCUACUGAUGAGAUCAAGUCAUCAUGGUGUGGUCAUCCGUUUUGUGUCAAAUGCUGGAAUCAAUAUAUUGAUACAAAUAUUAAGGAUCGCAACUGCUUCAAACUCAAAUGCCCCCAACCUUCUUGUGAUGCAGCGGUAGAUGAAGAGAUGAUUCAACAAUUAGCAAGUGAGUCAAGAAAGGUUAAAUAUGAUUAUUUUUUGCUUAGGUCUUACGUGGAAAACAACACUGGUAAGGAGUUGAAGUGGUGUCCUGCUCCAAAUUGUUGUUAUGCCAUAAGUUAUGAUUCUAGCAGUUCUAGGUCUAGAAAAAAUUACGAUGUUACAUGCUAUUGUUGUCGUAUCUUUUGUUGGAAUUGUGGCGAAGAAGGUCAUUCACCUCUGGAUUGUGAAACUGUUGCUAAAUGGAUGAAAAAGGUUAGCUCUGAAUUUAAAAUCACAACCAGUGGUUGGAUUAUUGCUAACACAAAACCAUGCCCUAGUUGUAAGAUUCCCAUUCAGAAAAACAAAGGGUGCAAUCGUAUGACAUGCAAAUGUCGCUUCGAGUUUUGCUGGUUAUGUCUCCAAGGUCGAUGUAUAUGUUAUUCAAAACAAUGCAAACAAAUUCAGGUAUUUCAAGAUGUAACACCAACAAACCAUGCGAAAAGUCAUCUGGACAGGUACAGUUACUACCAUCAAGGUUGGGCUAAAAAUGAAAUUUCAAGAAAAACGGCUCUUCAAAAAUUGACUAAGAUGAGUAAAUCAUUGAAUAAGUAUGGAACUUAUUUAGAUCUAUUGCAUACAUUGAAACUCGUGGUUGAAUUUCGAGGAAUUCUGAAAUGGAGUUAUGUAUAUGGAUACUAUCUCCCUGAGGAUGAAAGUGCUAAGAUUGAGUUUUUUGAUCACAUCCAAGGAAUAGCUCAAGCUGUUUUGGAUAAGCUUCAUCAUUGUACAGAUAUUGGAUUCAGAAGGCUGAGAAUAAAACAUAGGAUAGAAGAUGAAGAGUUUCAACGGAAUCUAGAAUCUCUAACUAGGGUGACUCAAAGUUAUUUCAUGAAUUUGGUUAAAGAAUUAGAGAAUGGUCUUGAUGUUGUGCGUGUGAAAAACUAUACUGGCUGA
Molecule: messenger RNA, 1431 nt
Organism: Lathyrus oleraceus (garden pea)
Lineage: Eukaryota; Viridiplantae; Streptophyta; Magnoliopsida; Fabales; Fabaceae
Product: probable E3 ubiquitin-protein ligase ARI8
Exons: 1
Coding region: 1-1431 (476 amino acids)
Biological process (GO): protein ubiquitination
Molecular function (GO): zinc ion binding; ubiquitin-protein transferase activity; nucleic acid binding
Source: RefSeq, a predicted model, not a curated record